Molecule: messenger RNA, 8427 nt
Organism: Anolis carolinensis (green anole)
Lineage: Eukaryota; Metazoa; Chordata; Lepidosauria; Squamata; Anolidae
Gene: appl1
Product: adaptor protein, phosphotyrosine interacting with PH domain and leucine zipper 1
Exons: 22
Coding region: 137-2290 (717 amino acids)
Biological process (GO): insulin receptor signaling pathway; signaling
Cellular component (GO): cytoplasm; endosome membrane
Molecular function (GO): protein kinase B binding; identical protein binding
Source: RefSeq, a predicted model, not a curated record
GCAAAAAGGCCAAACUGCGUUCACCCUAGAGCAGGCCUAGGCAAACUUCGGCCCUCCAGGUGGUUUGGACUCCAACUCCCACAAUUCCUGAUCAUUGAACAAACUGGCUGGGCCUUCUGGGAACUGGAGGCUGAGGAUGCCUGGUGUAGAUGCGCCCAGUGUGUUGGUAGGAAUGCUUCAAGCCUUGAGGCCACAGGGCCAUCAAAUGCUAAUCAAGACGCGGUCUUUGCUGGGUGUAUUUGAAGAAGAUGCUGCUGCAAUUUCCAGAUAUGUUAGCCAAUUGUAUCAAGCAAUGCACCGAAUCUACGAUGCUCAGAAUGAAUUGAGUGCAGCUACCCAUUUGACUUCAAAACUUUUGAAAGAAUAUGAAAAACAGCGUUUCCCUUUGUGGGGGGAUGAUGAGGUUAUGAAUUCUACGCUGCAACAGUUUGCAAAAGUGAUAGAUGAGCUCAGUUCUUGUCAUGCAGUGCUGUCAACUCAACUAGCUGAUGCUAUGAUGUUUCCCAUAACCCAGUUCAAGGAAAGAGAUCUGAAAGAGAUACUGACUUUAAAAGAAGUUUUCCAGAUCUCAAGCAAUGAUCAUGAUACUGCCAUCAACAGAUACAGUCGACUGUCAAAAAAGAGAGAAAAUGAAAAGGUCAAAUAUGAAGUUAUGGAAGAUGUAUAUACGUCCCGAAAGAAACAACAUCAGACUAUGAUGCAUUAUUUCUGUGCUCUAAAUACUCUGCAGUAUAAGAAGAAAAUUGCCAUGUUAGAACCUUUAUUAGGCUACAUGCAAGCUCAGAUAAGCUUCUUUAAAAUGGGCUCAGAAAAUCUUUCUGAACAGCUGGAACAAUUUUUAACAAAUAUUGGAACAAGUGUGCAAGAGGUUCGCAAGGAAAUGGAUCGUGAAGUAGAAAUAAUGCAGCAAACUAUAGAGGAUUUGGAAAUAGCCAGUGACCCACUCUACUUGCCUGACCCCGAUACUACAAAGUUUCCUUCACAAAGGAAUCUUACUCGAAAAGCUGGUUAUCUUAAUGCAAGAAGUAAAACAGGGCUGGUGUCAUCCAGCUGGGACCGGCAGUUUUACUUCACUCAGGGUGGAAACCUCAUGAGCCAGGCAAGAGGCGAUGUAGCUGGAGGGCUUGUUAUGGACCUAGACAAUUGUUCAGUCAUGGCUGUGGACUGCGAAGACCGGAGAUACUGCUUUCAAAUAACAUCUUUUGAUGGGAAAAAAUCUUCAAUUUUGCAAGCAGAAAGCAAAAAGGACUAUGAAGAGUGGAUAUGUACAAUAAACAACAUCUCCAAACAGAUAUACCUAAGUGAAAACCCAGAGGAAAUGGCUGCACGUGUGAAUCAGUCAGCUCUGGAGGCUGUCACUCCCUCGCCUUCCUUCCAGCAGAGGCAUGAGAGCAUGAGGCCCACUCCGCAGACCCGUCCUCCCACAACGCGUACUAGCAGUACUGGAUCUAUAGGAUCAGAUUCAGCAUCUUUAUCAGCACUUUCCUUGGACUCUCUUGUUGCACCUGACACACCAAUACAAUUUGAUAUCAUUUCACCAGUAAGUGAAGAUCAACCUGGUCAAGCAAAAACUUCAGGGCAAGCAGGCAGACGUACAAAUCCUUUCGGAGAAUCUGGAGGAACCAAAUCGGAAACAGAAGAUUCCAUUCUUCAUCAGUUAUUUAUUGUACGAUUCCUUGGAUCCAUGGAGGUGAAGUCGGAUGAAAGUUCUGAUGUUGUUUAUGAAACAAUGCGCCAAAUACUCGCAGCUCGAGCCAUCCAUAACAUUUUCAGAAUGACAGAGUCACACUUGUUAGUCACGUGUGACUGCUUAAAGUUAAUUGAUCCACAGACCCAAGUGACAAGAUUAAGGUUCCCUUUGCCAAAUGUAGUUCUGUAUGCCACACACCAGGAGAACAAGCGCCUUUUUGGGUUUGUGCUUCGGACAUCAACAGGGAGAGCAGAUAGCAGAUCAACAUCUGUCUGUUACAUAUUUGAAUCAAAUAAUGAAGGAGAAAAGAUCUGUGAUUCUGUAGGGAUAGCGAAACAGAUUGCGUUUCAUACUGAACUGGAUCGUAGAACAUCAGAAAAGCAGAAAGAAAUAGACAAAGUAAAAGAAAAACAGCAAAAGGAACUCAGUAAACAAAAACAAAUUGAAAAGGAUUUAGAAGAACAAAGCCGACUAAUAGCUGCUUCCAGUAGAUCAAGCCAAAGUGUCGGUGAAGGACAGUUUGUAGUCCUUAGUAGCAGCCAGUCAGAAGACAGUGAUUUAGGAGAAGAUGGGAAGAAGAAGAAAGAAUCUGAAGCAUGAGGAAACUUCAGCGCAGGUGUUUGGACUGGUUGCACAAGAUCAGCUGCAAGUUAUAGAAGAAGAAGCAAAGGUGGAGGGUUUGUUUUAAAUGAGAUUUCAUAUUCUGCCCUGUUAAGCUUUGAUUUUACUUAAACUGUCUGCUUAAUGUAAAUGUGGACUCUCUUCCCAAUCCUAAAAAGUGUGAUAAUAGCUAUAGCAGAAUUGGAUUUUGAAGGUCUCUUAUUUUUCUGUGCAGAUGACUUCAUGAGGGAAGACUUUGCCAUAGAUUAAGCACAAAGAAUUCAUGCUUUUUAUGUCCGCUUUCUGUUUGCAGCUUCAGAGGGUUAACUGGGCUUCAUCUGUUUUGACAAAACGAGGUGUUUGUGGCACAUUUCGGUAUUAAAAAAUUCAAUUUGAUCCAGGUGCACUCCAGUUCAUGAAAUGUAUGCCAUAUGGAAUGUAAUUUGAAGAUGUUAUUUUAAUUCCUGAAAAUGACUGAGAGCAGAAAUACCAGGGUGCCAAUUUGUACGUAAAUACAUCUUGGAAGAAAUUUGUGUUUGUUGGGGGGGGGGGGUUAUAAGAUGUGAUGUUUAGAUUAAAGAUGAGAUCAUUAUUUUUAUGUUAGAUUUCAUUGGCCGGUACUGGUCUUAGUGUCCUUGCAACUGUAUUUCAGAGCAAUUGUGUAGAGGUAAUUGUUGGGAAGGAUGCAAUGAGAAUUCUGCUUCUGCAGAUAGAAUUGGGAAGGGGCAACAUGGUCUUCCUCCUACAGUCCUUUUGUGCACCAAAAAAACCUCUGAAAGACUAGCUCAUCUAUUAGAUUUUGAUGCUGCAGAGGAAUUGGAAAGAAGGGGGGAAAGGCUUGAUGGCAGAGGUCACACAGGACCAGUACAUUUAUGCAGUUAAAUUCUUGCCUGUCUGAAUGUAUGUGCCCUGCUCUUUGAAGUCCCUUCUCAUUAGCAGAGUUUGAGAAUACGUUGAUGAAAGUACUAUAUGUACCUGAAGACGUUGCCAUAAUUGGCCUUAUUUCAGUAAACUCCUGCAGAAUAUCUUAUGUGGUUUAAUCUUUGAAACCAUUUAAGAGCCUCAUCUGGGUAUCUUUUAAUUCUUUUAGUUAAUUUCCCCCAACAUAAUUUUAAUUAACUGAAUUUUAUAUUGGUCUUUUCUUCCAAAGAAAGAGGAAAGUUAAUGAGAAAAAAUGGGUUGGAUUCAUAAUCCUUCCAUAGAUUAAAAGUACCACCGGAAUCGCUGCUAACCAAUUUUUUUAGAGCUGCCAUCAUGUUUAACCCAUUCGUCAGGUUCUUCUGUUCUGGUGUGUAGUAUUUUCCAGGGGCUGCAGGAUUUACUGCAGGGGGAAAGAGAGAGGGAAGUUGCCUGUCACUGGAUCUAACCUUUUGUGUCUGAUUUAUAUAGGAGCCUUUACUUUAUGAAGAUUGUGAAUAAAAAUCCAAUAAAUUCAUUUCAUCCCACUGACCCAUUUAAUCAAAAUCCCAGAUGAUCAGAAGAGACAGAUGGUGCACAAAUAAAUUCAGGAAUGGCUUCAUCUGCUUACUGGUCGCCUAAGGAAUCUCUUUCUACCUCCCUGAAGAUUUAGAUCAAUAUGGCAUAUGAAAUUAGGAAUUGAACAUACUGUGACGGUUAAUUCAGAGCCGGCCAGGGCAGUAAUCCACUACAGCUGGGCUCCAUCCUGCACGCCAACCCGACGAGGCAGGACUAUAUUCUAUUUUUGAUGUAACCAUUAGCCCCUUUCCCCUUCUCCGUCAGUUUGUACAUAACUCUGCCUGAACGGGUCGCCAUACACCCUGAUUUAUGCCAAUUAAAAUAUUUCCAAAUGCUUCCAAUACUAUUUUUCCCAUGAUAAGAAGGAACAAUUCCUCAUUCUCAGGAUGGCCUCAGAGAUAUCACUAUGUAACAUGAUUUUUGUUCCUGGGUUAUAAAUGUAAUUUCCUAAUCAAUUCUAUCAUAAAAAACAAGGGAAAUGUUUAUUCAACUGCAAAUACUUUGUUUUUGCCGUCUGCACAAAGAUUAACAUUGCAUAUUUUCAUUAAGAAAAAUUACAAAUGAAAAUGGCCACACUAGGUUUAGUGCCGCUGGGGCUGAUUCAACUUUCAUUAUGUUGAUUGUUCCCGGGAUAGGUGGUUUGUGUAGAACUGUUCUUUUCCCUAAUUUCUUUAGAUUCACUACUUACCGUAUAUACUCGAGUAUAAGCUGACCCGAAUAUAAGCCGGGGCACCUAAUUUUACCAGAAAAACUGGGAAAACUUACUGACUCGAGUAUAAGCCGAGGGUGGGAAAUGCAGCAGCUACAGCUAAAUUUCAAAAUAAAAAUAGAUUCCAAAAAAAUUACAUUAAUUGAAGCAUCAGAAGGUUAAAUGUUUUUGAAUAUUUACUGUAUUUCAAAGCAAAACAGUAAACUAGCUCUGUAAGUGGAAAAAUAGGAAAAACAAAAACAAUAUGGUAUCAACAAUAACUUUUUAAUAAUAAUAAUGACAAAACUUCAUUUGUAUCCCGUCCUAUCAUCCCAUGGGGACUCAGGCCAGCUUCCAAUAUUGUAACACAAACAUUCAAUGCUUGUAUAAACAAAAAAUCAUUAAAAUGGAAACAAAACAAACAAAACAAAAGGCAAUACUAACAUUGUAUAAUAAGUUAAAAUAAACAGUUGCAUUAAAUAAUUAUUAAAAAACCCAACAGAGGUAGUGUCAUAUCAGUUCCCUUUCCGUGUAAAAGUGCAAAAACCUUAGCUCAAUCAGCAACCAAGCUAAAACACAAGAGUUAAAAUCCUUCAAAAUUGGAUUCCUCCUCCUCAUCUGUAUGUCCUAACAGAGCUUCAGCUGUAGCUGGUGUGAGGGUAUCAGCAUAGACAUUGUCGUCAUCACUGAUUUCACAGUCAUCAUCAUCACUGCUGACAUUCUCAUACAAAGCACUGUCUUCACUGCCAUCCAUGGAAUUACUAAUGCCACAUUUCUUGAAGGUGCGCUGCACCAUGUCCUCUGGAAUCUCUUCCCAUCCAUCACGAACCCACUUCGCUAUCAGUUCUAUUUUGGGCUUCACCAGAUUUCCAACUUUUGUCAGUCGGGCUUGACCACAUGACAUCCAUUCAUGCCACAUCUUUUGUACACGGUCUUUGAAUGGUUUAUUUAAACACACGUCUAGGGGCUGCAAUACAGAUGUAAGCCCACUUGGAAUAACAGCCAAAGUAACUUGAGAAGACUUUACCAAUUUUUUAAUGUCAUUAGAUGUGUGGGCUCUGAACAUAUCUCAAACUAGCAAUGAUGGUUUUUGCUUUAAGGCUGUUCCUGGUCGUCUGUUCCAAAUUUCUUCCAUCCAUUUUUUUUGUUCCAUCUUCAUCCUCAGCCUUUUACAUGUGUGCGCACUGUAAUUCAUGGUGGGAAUUUUGCUUUUUUAGGCAAGGUCUUUCUUUUAAAAAUAAUUACAGGACACAGCUUUGUGCCAUUAGCCAAACAUGACAGAACAACUGUGAAAUGGUUUUUUUUCAUUUCCUGUGGUUCUGAGGAAAAUAGUUUUGUCUCCCAAACUUGCCACAGUCCUGUUGCUUGGAAGAUCAAAGGUCAUAGGUGUUUCAUCCAUAUUCCCAAUAUCUCCCAGGUCAUAGUUAUGGAUCUUUCUUUGUUUUAUGAUGAAUGAAUGGAAUGACAUCACUUUUUCAUCAAGGUCUUUGGGCAAUUUCUGUGAAAUCUUUGUUCUUUGCCGCAAACAUAGGGCAAACCUGUUCAUGAAGCGGGUACACCAUCCUGCUGACGCAACAUUUUCAAUACCUGGUGCUUUAAAUUGGUCAUCUUUGGCCAUUUGAAGGGCACGUAAGCGAAUUCCCAUGCAUGUUACACAGUAACCAUUUUGACGACAUUCCAUAACCCAGUUAUGCAGUUCAGUCUCUAGAGCCCCAUAUGAAGUUGUUAAACCACGUCGAGCUUUCUUUGACUUUGGUAUCUUUUCCAAGUCAGCUUUCCUUUUCCGCCACUCCCUCACUUGUUUUUCAUCAACACAAAAUUCCCGACUUGCAAUGCUGUUAUUGCUUUCUUCUGCUCUUGCCACAACCUUAAGUUUGAAUCCAGCUUCAUAUGACCUGCGUUUUUGUUUUGGUCCAGGAUUACCGGUAGAAGUUGAGGGCUCCAUUUCUAACAGAAUAUAUAUAUAUAUUUUUAAAAAAGAAUGUUCUUCAGGAUGGUCACCCGCUCCUUCUUUCCUCUCCCAUUAUUUAAGAUGGCUGCCCUUUCCUAAUAUCCAAAAUAGCCUUCUUAAUCACUUGCAAGAUGGCCAACUUUGUAAUGUAUCCCUCCCAAUAUGCAAGAUGGCUCACUGCUGCAGAGUCCUGGCAGCAGUAGUUUGGUAUGGUACGAGCACUCUUUGGCAGUGAAAGAUAAAGACCUUGUAAAACUACAGAUCUUGGGAUUCCAUAGCAUUGAGCCAUGGCAGUUGAAGUUAUAUGCCAUGCAUCUUUGGCGUUGAAAGCUAAAGACCUUGUAAAACUACAAAUCUUGGGAUCUUGUAAAACUUCUGUUUUUCUAGACAUACAUAUCUGGUGAUUGGGGUUUGGGCUCAACAAUUACUUUCUGAUAAAAUCCUGUGCUGUUCCAUCCACCAGAUUAUAUUUGAUAGAGCCUUUUGAAGGGCUAGAAAUUAUUUACCUUAAACAGAACUGAGCCUUUGGUGUUUUUCUUCAGUACUGGGAGUUGUAGUAUAGUAUAGGACAGGCCCUAUUUGGAAGGGAGGCACUGACCCUCUGUUAAUUUAGGUGGUGCCAGAGUGCAGUUCCUCUCCUGUUUGGUGUCUCUAGCCCUUUAAGGAAACACCUGAGGUUACCGGAAGGCAUGCAGGCAGUCAGGCACGCUGCAGCCUGGCCCCAUUCUGAGGAGUGUAGAGGAAGGAUCAGCAGUACAGGGCACAAAGUUUUCUGAGCUGCUUUCUCCUCCCUGCCUUGCUCUUUAGCCAUUUCUCCCCCUCUCCCUUUUCUGUGUGUCCAGCUGGAGGAGAAGGAGGAGGAGGAGGAUUGUUGGGAGGCAGGGCCCAUGUGCUGCCUGUGCCGUUUCUCUCCUCCCUUCCCCCUCUUCCUUGCCAUUCUCAACUGGAGGGAGAGGAGGAGGAUUAGGGGCAGCGGCAGUGGCGACCCCAGUGCUGCCUGCGUGCUUUCUCCUCUUCCUCCCUCUCUUCGUGCUUCAUGGCCAGCUGGAGGAGGAGGAGGAGGAUUGGGAGGAACAGCUGCGCGGAGGCAUAGGAGCCUUUGACUGGGACCCCCUGUGCCAUCCCCGCCACUCGUCCUCCUCCUCCAUGGCCAACCAGCUUCGGAGCCUCGCCUCCAGGCUCUCCUGCUAGGCUUGAACCGAAUAUAAGCCGAGAGAGGUUUUUUCAGCCUUAAAAAAGGGCUGAAAAACUCAGCUUAUAUUCGGGUAUAUACGGUACUAUUCCGACUUUUUAUAGUAUUCCCUUUCUUCACGCCCAUUUCCUCCGUUUCACUCUCAUUGGAGGAUAUAAAUAUUUCUCAAAUCCUCCCUUUUUGUCCACCUCUGAGAAUUGCUAAGCUGCAGUUGCCUGGACUACUCCAUUUUUUAAAUUUCUUUCCCCCCAUGAUCCAGGUAGUCAGACAUCACAGGGCUCCAUCUUUAUUUUCUGUCAAAACUUGUCCUUUCUCUCAAUUUCAAUAUUACUGUUUUUGAAUCUCAUCAGAUUGUAUUGGCAGGAUUAUAGAAACUAGUGAAAAAGGAAAGGGGCUACCGGUUACAAGAAAAAUAAAAUGAUGUUCUACCCUGUUGGAUUGGCACGUGGGAUGGAUUACCUUUCCAGCCAUCCCAGGAUGGCAUUCAUAGGAGUUCUCAAUUGUUUUAUGCAAAAUACUAAUUAAUCAUAUCUUUAUAUUUGAGGCAGCUCACGUUAAUUGGCAAAAGGUGUCAUUAACGACUGUACUGCUUUUUUGAGCUGCUCACAAUCCUAUAUAACAUAGGAAUCUGAGAUUUGUGUUGAAAUGAAUUCUGAAUUUAUGUCAAAAGGUGAUGUUCAUUAAUUUGCAGCUAACCUCCAGCAGUUGUCUCCUGCAUUGUAUGUGUAUGUAUUUAUAUAUAUGUAAAGAUAUGUAUGUUACUUCACUGUAUUAUAAUAUGCGUAAUACCAAAUUUCCUCACUAAUAAAACUGGUCAUUUUUAUCUUUUA